AAAUUAAAUUUUGGAUUUGCAUUAUUAAAAAAUGUCGAUAUGGAUGAAAAAAAAAAGACAUUUCGGAAUAUUUAAACAAAAAACAGCUUCGUCAUCUACAAAAUUAUGCCGAUGUUAAUUUGCUUAAAAUUGACAAACAACGCGAUUCUGAAAUAGUCGCACAAAAAGAUUUAUUAGAAAUGCCAGUUGAUGCGGACAUAUUACAGGAUAUGCAUACUUCAGUCCACUUUGAUAAUAAUGUUGUAGAAUUCAUAAACUACUCAUUUUCUAAAGAUGAAAUAGGAGGAGAAUUAAAUCACUCAAAAAUGAAGUGCUUUAAAAACAAGGGAAUAAUUUUCAAUGCACUAAGUGACCAUAACUACACGUCCCAGGAAACGGGGUCAUCUCAACAGAAUUUGUACACCAUAAGAGAGAUGUUAUUAAAUCAAAUUUUUUUAAAUGGUUUUAGCUAUCAAUGCAUUCCAAAAAGUGUGUCUUGUUUUAUUGACAGCACUCUUGCUAAAAUACAAAUUCUUCAAUUUGAAUCCCGUCGUGAAAAUGUUAAAGACUCACAGAAAAGCUCUGAGGCUACGAUUGCUUCAGAUGUACCAGAAAACUGCUCAGAACCACUAGAAGUUGAUCUUAGUGAUGAAUAUUUUGAACAUCUGUACAAAAAUGUUGUGAAGAAUAACAACGCUCUAAAAAUACUUUUAGCUCGUACUAUUGGUUUCGCCCGAGAAUUGUUCAAUGAUUGUAAGAGCACCACAAUAAAAUCGGAAUAUGCUUUUAACUUGUUUAUACUUGGUAAAAUUCAGAAACUUCGCAAUAUUUUAACAAUCGAUAGUAAAAAUAUUGGGACGCAAACAUUUACAUCAACAAACCGAUUUUUAAAAAAAAGGUCUCAGCAAAAUUAUGACGCAAAAAUAAAACUUUUAAGGAGAACUUCUAGUUCAUCAACUUUGGACAGUAAUAUCGAUGACACACAAACAAAAAUAAAUAUGUCCACAUGUGAAAGUCAUUUGGGACUAUCUAAACUUACUAGUAUAAGGCAUUGCAAAAAUUACACACAUCUUCAAAAGCCAGACUUCAAUGAUGAAAUUGACCUUUCCAAAUAUAUAAAGUUAGAUGUAAAUUGUAGGAAAUUCAAAGAAGAUUCAUGGAUUGACCUUAACGAAGACAUCAGCUCAGAUGAUGAUACAGAUAAAGAAAUCGAAAGACUUACCAAUUUAAAUGGAUUGAAAAGACGUUAUGCGCACCAAGUGCAUUCCAAAACCAAAGAAGUAACACCUUGGAAGCCUCUGUAUAAAAAAAUCGCAGGUAACAAUUAUGAGUUGGAAGAUAACCUGGAUUCAUAUGAAACUGAUAAUAGUUUGAAAAAAAGUGAAGAUGAAAUUAUCACCGAACAUCAAUAUUUAUCCCGAUGCAAUGACCAAAUCAAGCACGAAUUGUUGAAUGAUUCAACUAGUGAUUCUGGCCAGUCUGACUAUUAUAAUCUAUCAAAAGAAUCGUGUUCAGAUAAAGAAGACGAUAAAGCAAUAGAUAUUGUGGAGAAGUUUUUGCAGGUAUUUAAAUCUGAACCACCGUAUGAUGAAGGGAGUAAUUCGGGCACUGAUUUAGGAAACGAAAUUGAAGUAUUACCAAAAGAUUGCGAUAUUUUUAUAGAAAGCACUGAAGUUUCCAACUGUAUUUUUAAUCGUAAAAAACCAUUUAAAAAAUCAUUCAAGACAACGCUUUUCGAGUCAGAUAAACGUAAAAAACAUGAAGAAAUUGUUCUUAGUUCUGAAAGUGAGUUUUCGGAAAUCGAAGCAGUUGAAGCUGAACCUACUGAAGAAAAGUCCCGACUUAUUAAGCCCAUGCUUCGCAUCGAUCAAUUAGCUAAUGAAACACGAGCUGCACAAAAAUCUGAAAGUGAUAGAAUAAAACGACUUGAAAAACAACAUACUCUUUUAUCAAAGGCUUUGAAAAACAAUGCAAUGUCUAUUAAGAAUGAUGAAUUAAUUCUUGAUUACAUCGAAAGUGAAAAAACCUUUAUUAAGGUUGAUGCAGAUAUUGUUAAGCAAUUAAAGCCGCAUCAAAUAGAUGGAGUAAGGUUUAUGUACGAUUCCUGUUUUGGUGGAAGUAAUCAUAAUCUAAAAGUUUCUGGAUCAGGAUGUAUUUUAGCUCACUGUAUGGGACUUGGAAAAACACUUCAGUUAAUUGCUCUCUUACACACAGUCAUAUCAUACCAGGUACUUAAUACUAAAAAAGUAAUGAUACUAUGCCCAAAGAGUACAGUCAUGAAUUGGGCUGACGAAUUUCACCGAUGGCUGGGUCCAUUAAACAGAAAUAACCAUAUAAAAAUAUACGUUUUUCCUGAUUCAUCAGAUAUAUCCGAAAAAUUACGGUUGUUAGAGGAAUGGUCAUUAUCAUCUUCAAAAAAAGCAGGCUGUUUGUUGGUCGGCUAUGAGGCUUUUCGGACUCUUGUAUUUUAUCACUCCUACAAAAAUCGGGGAAACUUCACUUCGGGUAAUUUGGAAAUUAUCAGAAAUAAAGUUAAAAAAUAUUUAUUGGAACCAGGCUCUGAUCUUGUUGUUUGCGAUGAAGGACACAUUAUAAAAAACAGUAAAUCGGCCAUUAGUCUUGCUGUUGCGCAAAUAAAAACAACGAAGCGGAUAAUAUUAACCGGAACUCCUAUACAAAAUAAUCUCAAAGAAUACUACAGUAUGGUUAAUUUUAUUAAACCAUUGUACCUUGGAACUGAAAGAGAAUUCGCCAACUUAUAUGCAAACCCUAUUAAAAAUGGCCAACACAAAGACUCAGGGAAAAAAGACAUUACUGUCAUGAAGCAACGUUCCUAUGUUCUACACAAGAAGUUAUCAAAAUUUGUGCAGAGAAAAGAAGCAGAGCUGCUAAAAACGUUUUUGCCGCAGAAGUUUGAAUAUGUUUUGUUUAUACCAAUGACGGAUGUCCAGAAUACAUUAUACGAAUACAUACUGGAUGCAAUAUCAAUUCGUGGAGAUAGCCGUGGCAAAAGUCUUAUUACGGACUACACAGUUCUUAGAAAGAUUUGGACACAUCCCAAAGUCUUGGAGGAUGCUUGGAAGAAUGCAAAUAUUCAAAAAAUUAAAAAAGAUGCAAGGAAAGUAUCAUGUCCACACUCAGAUGACGACCAACCAGAUGAUAUUUAUGACCGACAAACUGGUGUCAUAUCGGUAACUAAUGAUUGGUGGAGGCAAUAUCUUUCAAAAAUGGAUUUGGAAACAAUUAUGCCAAGCAAUAAACUUAGGACAAUGUUUGCCAUUCUUCGCUUAUGCGAGGAGAAGGGCGAAAAGUGUUUAAUAUUUUCGGCUUUCGUGGCGGUACUCAAUGUGGUUGAAUACUUUUUGAAAAAGAUAAAUGAGUCGGAUACAGAGAUAUUGCAAAACAUUCAUAUUCCAUCAAAUCAAUCUAUUACUAAUAAAUGGAUUAUAGGGCAGGAUUAUUAUAGACUUGAUGGAAAAACUCCUAAACAUAUUCGACACGAGAUGAUAAAAAGGUUUAACAAUGAGUCUAAUAGACGUGCACGAGUGUUUUUAAUAUCUGCGAAAGCAGGAGGUCAAGGAAUUAACCUAGUUGGCGCUAAUAGAGUAAUUAUUUUGGAUACUUCAUGGAAUCCUUCUAAUGACCAACAAAAUAUUUUUCGUAUAUUUCGGCUUGGCCAAAAAAAAAACUGUUACAUUUAUCGUUUAAUAUCCAUGGGUACUAUGGAAGAAAAGGUGUAUUCUCGGUCAGUUACAAAACAGGCGAUGAGUUUUCGCGUUGUUGAUGAGCAACAGAUAGACCGACAUUAUAAUAUGGCGGAACUGGCAGAACUAUACACAUUAACGAAACCUCAAAAAAGUGAAAGGACUGUACCUGUUCUCCCAAAGGAUACUAUUUUAGCAUACCUACUGCGGCAAUCUGAUUUGGUAUAUAAAUACCAUGAACACGACAGCCUAUUGGAAAGUAAAAUAGAACAAGAGUUAAGCGAACAGGAAAAAGCAGAUGCUUGGGAAACGUAUGAAAAGGAACUCCAACUGAAUUUUACACAACAAGAUAUUCUUAAUACUGACAGAGUACAAAAUAUUUGGUCGUCGAAAUCGGGUCCUAAUUCGUGUUUAACAGUUCCGAAUCUUGAUAUGCAAACCCUUCUAAAUUAUAGUCUUCAAUCUGCGUCGUUCAUACCACAUUAUAGCUACAGUAUGAAUCCUACUUAUUUGGAUACAUUAAAUUUGUAUCAAAAGUAUUCAAUGCAAUAUUCUGAUAUAAAUUCCUCGCUUAAUGAUAGUACUUAUGGAUCAUCGCGUGUUAAAGCUAUCAGCACUUCAACACCAAAUCGCCUCACAGCGAGUACAUCAAUUAUGCCAAAUAUUUUAUCUCCUAAAAGGACUUUAAGUGAUUUUGGUUUAUUUGAACACGAAAAGUUUCAAAAUAUUAACUCACAGAUUCAACACACAUUGACUAAAGAUAUGAUAACAACAAAUAAACAUAAAUCCUUAAGUUUGGCGGAUUACCAACAUUUACUAGAAAAUCCUUUGUCAAGUCUUUUGAAUUAUUCAUCACAAAGUUAUACACCUACAACAAUUGGAGUACUGAAUAAUAGUCUACAUAAAACUAUAAGUCCUCUGCAAAACAUUUUGUCUCACCCAAUAAGUUCAGGAAACACGCCUAAAGAUAUUGAAAACGUAAUUGCAAAGAAAACCAAAAUAUUGAAUGAUGAUUUCGAAAGAAUAUGCAUUGCUCACGACAACAUUAUUAAUCAAACUACGAACUCGAUUAAUGUAACGGCGGCACAAAUACCUACUACUAAUAUGUCUUCGUUAAACGUUACUUCAGAAAACAAUAGACUUCAUCAACAUGUAGUUGCUCCAACCAGCUAUGACCAGAAAAUUCAUAAAAAAAAAAAGUUAUCCAAAAUUGAUAAUUCUAACGUAUUAUCGUUAACCAAGGACUACAUACAAAACAACGCGGAAAUGGAAAUUAUUCCAACAACAAGCCCUCCGGGAACUAGUAGUAUUACCAAACAGUUGAACGAAAUGUCUCCAAGCAUAUCUGUCACCGCCGUUCAUACCAUAAAAGAAAAAAUUAAUUGUAAUACUCAAGAAAAUUUUUUGAAAGAUAAUCUAAUAGCCACCAUUUCAAAAAUACCAAUCGAAGCGACUAUAUUCAAUUCUCCGAUAUGUUCGGAAUCAACAGCAAAAACAAGUUAUUUGGUUAAAAAUGUUUCUGCAGGAGUUGAGUCAAGUUAUAAAUCAACUUCUGACAAUACUACCAAAAAAGAUGUACCCUAUAGUUUUUCUAACUUGACAACACAAACAGUUAAAACAAUUAUUACUCAUGAUUCAAUAAAUAACCAAGCAAUACAAGCAUCGUCAUUAAAUAAUGCUAUAAGUAUACGGCCUGUAUCAUCACAAUUACCGAUUAUUAAAAAAAAUGAUGAAAAAGAAAUCUUCAAAGCAAGUUUUAAUAGUGAACGAAUGCAGCUUUCAAUCAGGAAAAGGCAACCACAAAGUUCUCAACAAAGCAUUAAUGCGAAGCGUACUAAAUUUUAACUUGAACGAAUGCAGCUUUCAAUCAGGAAAAGGCAACCACAAAGUUCUCAACAAAGCAUUAAUGCGAAGCGUACUAAAUUUUAACUGAUCCAAAUUUACUUCGAGAAGUCUGGAGUGCGUUUCUCAAAUGUUGUUUUAAGGAUAGAUAAUUAUAAUCAUUCGCAUUGUAUAACCGACCAAAUUCAAAGAUAAAAAGUAUUUCGUAUAUGUAAAA
Molecule: messenger RNA, 5742 nt
Organism: Drosophila willistoni
Lineage: Eukaryota; Metazoa; Arthropoda; Insecta; Diptera; Drosophilidae
Product: transcriptional regulator ATRX-like
Exons: 21
Coding region: 180-5528 (1782 amino acids)
Cellular component (GO): nucleus
Molecular function (GO): ATP-dependent chromatin remodeler activity; ATP binding; ATP hydrolysis activity
Source: RefSeq, a predicted model, not a curated record